ACUAGCUGUUGGACAAUGGCAGGGAGUUGGUGUGUUGCUCAGACUCUGGCACUUUGUGUUUGGUUCUGUCAUGCUGUUCCAAAGUGGAGUAAUCUGCACCAAAGUCCUCAAGCUCUGAUGUUCCAGCAAACUGACCCGAGGUUUCAACAGCAAGCUAGUCAGCAGUUUCCUCAGUCAGUUCAAGCUAGUCAACAGAUCCCUCUGUCAGUUCAACGGCAAGCUAGUCAACAGUUUUCUAAGCCAGUUCAACAGCAAACUAGUCAGCGGUUUCUUCAGUCUGUUCAACAGCAAGCUAGUCAACAGUUUCCUCAGCAGUUUCCUCAGUCAGUUCAAUGGCAAGCUAAUCAACAGUAUCCUAAGCCAGUUCAACAGCAAGCUAGUCAACAGUUUUCUAAGCCAGUUCAACAGCAAGCUAGUCAACAGUUCCCUCAGUCUGUUCAACAGCAAGCUAGUCAACAGUUUCCUCAGUCAGUUCAAGCUAGUCAACAGUUCCCUCUGUCAGUUCAACGGCAAGCUAGUCAACAGUUUUCUAAGCCAGUUCAACAGCAAACUAGUCAGCGGUUUCUUCAGUCUGUUCAACAGCAAGCUAGUCAACAGUUUCCUCAGCAGUUUCCUCAGUCAGUUCAAUGGCAAGCUAAUCAACAGUAUCCUAAGCCAGUUCAACAGCAAGCUAGUCAACAGUUUUCUAAGCCAGUUCAACAGCAAGCUAGUCAACAGUUCCCUCAGUCUGUUCAACAGCAAGCUAGUCAACAGUUCCCUCAGUCUGUUCAACAGCAAGCUAGUCAACAGUUUUCUCAGUCUGUUCAACAGACUAGUCAACAGUUCCCUCAGUCUGUUCAACAGCAAGCUAGUCAACAGUUCCCUCAGUCUGUUCAACAGCAAGCUAGUCAACAGUUUUCUCAGUCUGUUCAACAGACUAGUCAACAGUUCCCUCAGUCUGUUCAACAGCAAGCUAGUCAACAGUUCCCUCAGUCUGUUCAACAGCAAGCUAGUCAACAGUUUUCUCAGUCUAUUCAACAGACUAGUCAACAGUUCCCUCAGUCUGUUCAACAGCAAGCUAGUCAACAGUUCCCUCAGUCUGUUCAACAGCAAGCUAGUCAACAGUUCCCUCAGUCUGUUCAACAGCAAGCUAGUCAACAGUUUUCUCAGUCUAUUCAACAGACUAGUCAACAGUUCCCUCAGUCUGUUCAACAGCAAGCUAGUCAACAGUUUCCUCAGUCAGUUCAAGCUAGUCAACCGUUUCCUCAGCAGUUUCAGCCGAAACAGCCAGUGGGAAAGGCAGAGCCCGUUGACAAAUGUGCUAUUGCUGAUUAUGAGCAGAUCCAGUGUGGACCACCUGGUAUCAGUGGUGCUGAGUGUGCAGCUAUUAACUGCUGCUUUAACGGACAGCAGUGUUACUAUGGGAAGGCUGUGACUGUCCAGUGUAUAAGAGAUGGUCAGUUUGUGGUCGUGGUGGCUAGAGAUGUCACGCUGCCUCGUUUGAGCCUGGAUUCAGUCCGUCUCCUGGGUGGAGAUGAUCCAGCUUGCAGUCCUGUGGGAUCCACACCUUUCUUUGCUAUAUACCAGUUCCCUGUCACUGCGUGCGGCACGAGCAUGAUGGAGGACAGUGGAUAUGUGGUGUAUGAAAACAGAAUGACCUCCUCGUAUGAAGUGGGUAUCGGACCACUUGGUUCCAUCACAAGGGACAGCCAUUUUGAGCUUCUCUUCCAGUGUCGGUACUCUGGUACUUCUGUGGAAGCUCUGGUUGUGGAGGUCAACACUGUUCCUCCACCUCCACCAGUAGCUGCUCCUGGACCCCUCAGGGUGGAGCUUAGGCUAGCAAAUGGUCAGUGUGUCACCAAAGGCUGUGCAGAAGGGGACGAGGCGUACACUUCCUACUACAGUGAUGCUGAUUAUCCUGUUACAAAAGUCCUGCGGGAGCCUGUGUAUGUUGAGGUGCACGUUAUGGAGAGGACCGACCCCAACAUUGUCCUGAUGCUGGGACAUUGCUGGGCGACGUCAACCCCCAGUCCACUCAGUCUACCCCAGUGGGACCUUCUGGUUGAUGGAUGCCCUUACCAGGAUGAUCGUUACCUGACCACAUUGGUUCCAGUGACUGGAUCGUCUGGUCUUCAGUUCCCAACCCACUACAAGCGCUUUAUUGUGAAGAUGUUCACAUUUGUUGAUCCAUCGUCACUGGCUCCUCUGCAGGAAACCAUCUUCAUCCACUGUAGUACAGCAGUGUGCCAUCCCUCUUCUGGCUCCUGUGAGCAAAGCUGCACUAGGAAAAGAAGGGACACUCCCAUCAAGACCAUCUCUAGUGGGCAAACUGUGGUGUCUAGUGGAGAAGUUAACCUGGUCAUGUCAAUUUAGAUUUAAUAAAUUGGUGUUGAUGUUCAAUGA
This is a messenger RNA of Pimephales promelas (fathead minnow), 2382 nucleotides long. NCBI's taxonomy places the organism in Eukaryota, Metazoa, Chordata, Actinopteri, Cypriniformes, Leuciscidae. The record is from RefSeq and is a predicted model, not a curated record.